Molecule: messenger RNA, 1071 nt
Organism: Oppiella nova
Lineage: Eukaryota; Metazoa; Arthropoda; Arachnida; Sarcoptiformes; Oppiidae
Source: the annotation of a GenBank genome assembly
AUGAGUACCCAACUGACCCCUACAUAUGGCGCCACCAAAAUACAGUCCAAGAAUCAGAUUAUUUUGCCGAAGAACAUCAGUUUAAGGCACUGUUCGCCCAGCGCUUCGAUAGCAGUGUUGAACACGGGGUUCGCCGACCAGUCCCUGUCCAUGACAUCCACACGACGACCACUGACUGUCAUCUUCUCGUGGAUGUUGGCGAAGGACAAACACGUCGAGAAAUACCGGCAAUUGUGGCACAAAAGGGGUUUCGAUGUGCUCACCGUCAAGACAUCGCCGUUUGAUCUGCUGAUGCCUCCACUCGGCGGUCAAGUGGUGGCCCAGAAUUUGGUGCAAAGUCUGUCCCAACUGUACGCCCAAUACAACGAGAUAGUGGUUCACGCCUUCUCUGUGGGCGGCUAUCAGUUUGGACUCACUUUGAAUGAGUUGACCAAAAGUGGACAAAACGAUCACAUCUUGCGCUCAAUCAAAGGCAUUGUCAUCGACUCCAUGGUAUUCACAGAGGACUGCGCGCCGGGUCUGUCGCGGGCCAUCACAUUGAAUCCGGUGGUGCAGCCGGUGCUCCAGUCAUCCAUUAAUGUGUUUCUUAAGCUAUUUAAACACAUUUCCGUCAAAUACUACGACACGGCGUCGCAUAUGAUCUUUAAUCCGGUCGUCAAAUAUUCCGGUCUAUUUUUCUACUCGAAGGACGAUGUGGUCAGUAGUGUUACGGCCAAUGAGAAAGUGAUGGAGAAUUGGUCUAAAUUAGGACAUCGGGUGCGCCACAAGUGUUGGGACACAUCUACUCAUGUGCUUCACUAUAGAGACCAUAAGAGUGAAUACGAGGAGGAAUUGGAUGACUUCCUCAAGAAUCUCAAACUCAGAAACUCCAAGAUUUGAUGCAAUUCUUACGACCAGUCUAUUAUUGGUUCAACAAUUGGUGGCAAUAAAUGGCUUAAAAUGUGUUUUUAUUGACAUUUAAUUAAUUUUUAAUAUAAAAUAUAAAUUAAUUUAUUUUAAUUGUAAACAAGAAAUGCUGUUUAAAAUUGAAUGCAAUUCACGAAUGCUGUAAUCGCUUCCACUAUUAGGUCA